Strongylus vulgaris is the source of this 185-nucleotide messenger RNA. The record is from the annotation of a GenBank genome assembly. Lineage: Eukaryota; Metazoa; Nematoda; Chromadorea; Rhabditida; Strongylidae.
GUCUGCAUCAAAAUCACGCUUGCCCAAGACGAAAAACAACAGACAAAAUCAAGUCGAGUACUGAAAUCAACGACGACUGCAGUAUACAAUGAAGCGGUGAUGUUCCUCUUUAACCCAGGGCGGAAAGAGUUGGAAACGACGAAGAUUACGAUAUCUGUGCAUGAUAUGCAAAGGUUGGUUUGAAA